AUGGCAGAACAAUUGAGGAACACAUUUCUACAAGCUAGAAAGGAGAACAAAAAUGUUUUGGUUACAUUUAUUACUUGUGGAUUCCCAAGUGUGGAUGAAACAAUUGAUAUCAUGAAAGGACUCCAAGCUGGAGGAGCUGGAGUUAUUGAGUUGGGUGUUCCUUUCUCUGAUGCAGUUGCAGAUGGUCCUACCAUUUGCAAAGGUAAUGAAGUGGCUCUAAAAAACAAUGUUAGUUUGACCGUUGUCUUUGAUACCGUAAAGCGUGCUCGCGAAGCUGGCGUUACCAUUCCUAUCCUUUUAAUGGGUUAUUACAAUCCAGUUUACUCUUACGGUGAUAAGAAUACCAUACAAAAGUCGAAGGAAGUUGGUGCUAACGGCUUCAUUAUUGUUGACUUGCCUCCUGAGGAAGCUGUUGGAUUUCGAGCCGAAUGCAGUAAAGAAGGGCUUAGUUUUAUCCCUCUUGUAGCCCCCUCUACUACUGACAAUCGUUUGAGGAUUUUAGCUUCUAUCGCCGACUCUUUCAUCUACGUCGUCUCCCGCAUGGGUAGCACUGGUUCUUCUGCUAGUGGUCAAAUCAACAGUGCCUUACCGGAGUUUUGCGAUCGUAUUCGUAAAUACGCUGGAAAUACCCCGUUGGCUGUUGGAUUUGGUGUCAACACCAAUGAGCAUUUUAGAUAUGUUGGUAGCGUCGCUGAUGGUGUCGUCAUUGGCAGUAAAAUCAUUGAUGUGAUUUUCAAGGCUGAACCCGGUAAGGCUGCUAAUGAUGUUAAGGAAUACUGUCAAUAUUUGACCCAAAGUGAUACUUCUGCUCCUCCUGCUAAACGUUUUGCAUCUGAUACCGCCGUGAAUACCGCCCCUCCUGCCGCAAUUAUUGAACCUGCAAAUGAAAUGUACCUCCCCCAAACGUUCGGCUCUUUUGGAGGUAUGUUUGUACCAGAAGCUUUAACCCAAUGUUUGGUUGAGCUUGAAAGCGCCUUCUACAAAGCCAUAAAUGAUGAGAAGUUUUGGGAAGAGUUCCGUUCUUACUAUGACUAUAUGGGUCGCCCCAGUGCUCUCGAUUAUGCUAAGCGUCUUACAGAAUAUUGCGGCGGUGCUAACAUUUGGCUGAAGCGUGAAGAUUUGAACCAUGGUGGUUCUCACAAGAUCAAUAAUUCCAUUGGUCAAAUUUUAAUUGCCAAGCGUCUCGGCAAAAACCGUGUAAUCGCUGAAACAGGUGCAGGGCAACACGGUGUUGCUACUGCCAUCGCCGCUGCUAAGUUAGGCAUGAAGUGCACAAUUUAUAUGGGAGCUGAAGAUUGCCGCCGUCAAUCUCUUAAUGUUUUCCGUAUUCGCUUAUUAGGUGCAGAUGUUAUUCCUGUCACUUCUGGUACUAAAACUCUUCGUGAUGCCGUAAAUGAAGCUUUAAGAGCUUGGGUUGCGGAAAUUGACACUACUCACUAUUUGAUUGGAUCCGCUAUUGGACCCCAUCCCUUCCCUACUAUUGUUAAAACAUUCCAAAGUGUAAUUGGUAAGGAGACAAAGGCUCAAAUGCAGGAAAAGCGUGGCAAGCUCCCUGAUGCCGUCGUGGCUUGUGUCGGUGGUGGAUCCAACUCAAUUGGUCUAUUUUCCCCUUUCAAGGAAGACAAGUCUGUACAGCUCUUGGGUUGUGAGGCUGGUGGUUCUGGUAUCGGAACUGACAAGCAUAGUGCGACAUUGUCCAGGGGCAAAAUUGGUGUAUUCCAUGGUGUACGUACUUAUGUUUUGCAACGCGAAGAUGGACAAAUUCAAGAUACCCAUUCUAUUUCUGCUGGUUUGGACUAUCCCGCCGUUGGUCCUGAAUUGUCUGAGCUAAAAGAAACUCAGCGUGGCAAUUUCAUUGCAGUUACUGAUGCUGAAUGUCUUGAAGGCUUCCGUGCUCUAUGUCAUUACGAAGGUAUUGUUCCCGCUUUGGAAUCUUCUCAUGCUAUUUUUGGUGGUAUGGAAUUGGCAAAGACUCUUUCCAAAGACAAGGACAUCGUAAUUUGUGUUUCUGGUCGUGGUGACAAAGACGUUCAAAGCGUUGCUGAGCAAUUGCCUAUCUUGGGACCUCAAAUUGGAUGGGAUCUUCGCUUUUAA
This is a messenger RNA of Schizosaccharomyces osmophilus, 2094 nucleotides long. RefSeq names its product tryptophan synthase (gene trp2). The transcript has a single exon. Gene Ontology annotation, cellular component: cytoplasm. The record is from RefSeq and is a predicted model, not a curated record. Lineage: Eukaryota; Fungi; Ascomycota; Schizosaccharomycetes; Schizosaccharomycetales; Schizosaccharomycetaceae. Gene Ontology annotation, molecular function: tryptophan synthase activity. Bases 1 to 2094 code for a protein of 697 amino acids. Gene Ontology annotation, biological process: L-tryptophan biosynthetic process.